Messenger RNA from Cordyceps fumosorosea ARSEF 2679, 1779 nucleotides. Its product is annotated as cation diffusion facilitator 10. Gene Ontology annotation, cellular component: membrane. NCBI's taxonomy places the organism in Eukaryota, Fungi, Ascomycota, Sordariomycetes, Hypocreales, Cordycipitaceae. Gene Ontology annotation, molecular function: monoatomic cation transmembrane transporter activity. The record is from RefSeq and is a predicted model, not a curated record. Bases 1 to 1779 code for a protein of 592 amino acids. Gene Ontology annotation, biological process: transmembrane transport; monoatomic cation transport. The transcript has 5 exons.
AUGAGCUCCCCCAGCCCGCGUCCGCCGCAGCAUGGCCGCCGGCCCUCGCUGGUCCAACAAGAGGACGGCCUCUACCACUCGGCCGUGCCAACGCGCACCGGCAUGCUCACCUCAAUGAUGCGCUCCCGCUCCCAGCAGAGCUUGCACGCGACCUGGCGCAACCACUAUGCCUCCGACGACGACGAGCCCGUCCGCGGACGCUCCCGCGGCCACCCGCCCGAGGAUGACGAGCUCGAGCGCCUCCUCCACGACGAGAAUCGUCUGAGCCAGAUUCUUCACGGACCACAGAACCGCAGCAUGAACCUCAUUGGCAAGAGCAACCCGAGAUAUCGUUGGGACUCGUACUGGAAGUCCGAGGAGGAGCUGCAGGGCAUGUCGAGAAAACUGCGCGAAUACUACGAGCGCACGAAUGACCUCAUCCAGCAGUACAUGUACAUUGACUGCCUGCUCGAUUCCACCAUCCCCCACGAGCUUCUCAACGAGUACAACGCUGAGCUGGAGGCCUCGGCCUUUCGUGGCGUCGACAUCCCCAACACCAUCUCCGAAGAGCCCGACUCGUCGUCCCUCUCCGGUUCUGUCACCGAGCGCUUCAACGGCGGCGCGUCGUACGGCUCGACAAACACCCUGCCUCCUGCAGUGCCCCCCGAGAAUGUUAACAAGACCCCGCCACUGCCUGCCAAGCGCACGCCCAAGGACAUUUUCCGCUCCUCUGAGAACCUGACCAUGCUGCCACAGAACCAGGCGGCGGAGGAGGAGGACGGAGAGAUCUUCCACGCCUUGUCGGACGAGAGACGGCCUUUGCUAAAGCCGAACUCAAAAGAUCUUGAGAACGGCCCCCGGCCUCUUCUCCCCUGGCUCGAAGAUGGAGAGGUUGACAGCGAUGACCCCAUCGUCACCCUCGCCAUCUACGUCAACCUUAUUGCCAACGUUGUGCUUCUCGUCGGUAAAAUCAUUGUCAUCAUCUCGGUUCCCUCCAUGUCCGUCCUGGCCUCUCUGGUCGAUGCCGUCUUGGACUUCUUGAGUACUGCCAUUGUCUGGACCACUACCCGCCUCAUUGCCUCGAGUGCAAGUGACCAUCACCGGUAUCCUGUCGGACGCACUCGCCUCGAGCCUCUGGGCGUUCUUGUCUUUUCCGUCAUCAUGGUCACUUCGUUCUGCCAAGUCGCUCUCACGUGUAUACAGCGUCUCAUGGGCAAUGAGCACGAACUAAUUGAACUGGGCGUGCCAGCUAUUACCAUCAUGGCCUCUACCGUCGUGAUCAAAGGCGCAUGCUGGGUCUGGUGUCGAAUGGUCAGAAACUCUAGCGUCCGAGCCCUUGCUGAAGACGCCAAGACGGAUGUCAUUUUCAACAUUGGCUCUAUCUUAUUCCCCAUCAUCGGUUUCUACGGCAAGGUCUGGUGGCUCGACGCCACCGGUGGCCUGUUACUCUCCCUCGUUGUCGUCUUCACCUGGAGCCACACGUCAGCCCAUCACGUCCGCAACCUGACGGGCUUCGGCGCCGAGCCGGACGAGCGCAACCUGCUACUCUACCUGACGAUGCGCUUCGCCACCGCCAUCCGCAAGAUCCAGAACCUGCGCGCCUACCACGCCGGCGACAAGCUCUUCGUCGAGGUCGACAUUGUCCUCUCCGCCAUCACCCCGCUCAAGGACUCCCACGACCUGAGCGAGGUCCUCACCUACUUCCUCGAGUCGGUGCCCAUCGUCGACCGCGCCUUUGUGCACGUCGACUACACGAGCUACAACGCGCCGACUCACAUGCUCAAGCAGUCUUCCUCGUAA